Molecule: messenger RNA, 1610 nt
Organism: Pelmatolapia mariae (spotted tilapia)
Lineage: Eukaryota; Metazoa; Chordata; Actinopteri; Cichliformes; Cichlidae
Gene: prkag3a
Product: protein kinase, AMP-activated, gamma 3a non-catalytic subunit
Exons: 11
Coding region: 117-1034 (305 amino acids)
Biological process (GO): protein phosphorylation; regulation of catalytic activity
Cellular component (GO): nucleus; cytoplasm; nucleotide-activated protein kinase complex
Molecular function (GO): protein kinase regulator activity; protein kinase binding; AMP binding
Source: RefSeq, a predicted model, not a curated record
UAGCUGUGUGUGUGCACGCAUGAAUAUGUCCUCGUCUAUAACUGCUGAACCCUGUUCAAACAGUGUGUUGUGACCAGCUGGUGUAUUUUCUCCUAGAGGCUGAUGCCACAGUCUACAUGAAAUUCAUGAAAAGUCACCACUGUUAUGAUGCCAUUCCAACCAGCUGUAAACUGGUCAUAUUUGAUACCACACUACAAGUGAAAAAAGCCUUUUAUGCACUGGUGGCAAAUGGCUUGAGGGCUGCACCACUAUGGGACAGCAAGCUGCAGAGAUUUGUGGGUAUGCUGACUAUUACAGAUUUCAUCAACAUCCUUCACUGCUAUUACAAGUCCCCCAUGGUUCAGAUGUAUGAGCUUGAGAGCCACAAGAUAGAAACAUGGAGAGAUGUUUAUUUGCAGUAUUCCAAUAACUUCCUCAUUAGUAUCUCUCCAGAGGCCAGCCUCUUCGAAGCCAUCUAUUCCUUACUCAGAUACAAAAUCCACAGGCUGCCUGUAAUCGAUCCAGAGUCUGGGAAUGUCCUGCACAUUCUGACCCACAAAAGAAUCCUCAAGUUCCUCCAUAUAUUUGGGAAAAAACUUCCCAAGCCUGCAUUCACAAAGAGGCCGAUCCAGGAACUUGGGAUAGGAACUUUCAGGAACAUCGCCACUGUCCAGCAAACAGCAUCGCUUUAUGAUGCCCUCUCUAUAUUUGUGGAGAGGCGGGUGUCUGCCCUGCCAGUGGUGGAUGAACAAGGCAAAGUGGUGGCACUCUACUCAAGAUUUGAUGUCAUUAACCUAGCAGCCCAGAAGACCUACAACAAUCUGGACAUGACGAUGCAGGAGGCUGUUGAAAAGCGGAUAUGUUGCGUUGAGGGAGUUAUUAAGUGCUAUCCAUAUGAAACCUUGGAAAUCAUUAUAGACCGUAUAGUUAAAGCUGAGGUCCAUCGGCUGGUCCUGGUGGACAGGGCUGAUGUGGUGAAAGGCAUCAUCUCUCUGUCUGACCUGCUGCAGGCAAUGGUCUUAACCCCAGCAGGUAUUGAUGCCCUCUUGUCCUAGCACAAGGGGAAAGAGGGUCCCCCUCCCCUCCUUUAGCACCUGUGUAGGCUUGAGUCCUGGCAGUGCACCCAGGCAGAAAUUGACAUGUGACUGAAAUGAGCGCUCAUACCAGAAAGAAAUAAUCCCCAACUCUACUGCUGUUUAUAUGCUUUCUGGACCCUAAUGCCUCAAUGCAUCUGCACAGCUCCACAACACAAAGCAGCAUUUGAUCAGCUUGGUCAGUAAAUGUUUACUGAUUUUGAUAACAUUUCUCUAUUAAAUUUGUAUUUAAGCUUGUUGUGUUGUCUUUUCAGUGCCUCGCCUCUAAAAAAAAACCUCAAGUAUUUGGCCUUCAGUUUACUUCACAGAUUUUCAGUGCCAUUCAAGUCACUCCGGUUCUUGAUCCUUAAAAAAGCUUUGAUCACUUUGUAUAUCCAUCUCCUGCUUUGUGGGCAUCAAAAGCUCUUUUUCCUCAAGUCUAAUUUCCUUUGUUUUUUUCACAAGUGACAGCUCAAACCCUUAAUGAAAUUUUAAAUCUGUUUAAUCUUUAUAAGCGUUGCUAUUAGUGAAAAUACAAAUCAUUUGUUUUCUAAAGAA